AUGGUGGUUGCGGUCGGUCUGCGUCGACCUCGGUUGCAAAAUGUCAUUCCCCUCUUGGCGUCGAUUCGGCGGUAUGCCAAUUAUCCGGAUCAUAUACCGCUGGGCCGAGCUCAAAAUGCUCUCCUGGCGGUAGGAAGUGGGGUCAUGGGUGUUGCGGAUACUUCUCGCGGAGAUCUCGUGGCGACAUUGUCUGAAUCUACUGCUAGCUCCUUCCUCCCCUCUCUGCACGCUGCGACCAUCGCCCACCCCGAAGGACGGCAAAUCAUGCGCGAUCGUCCCCUCAUAUCUAGCAGUACUGUCAAUCUUGACCAUCUCCGCUCACUCACCCGCGGGACCCUCGGCAGGGAAUACGUCGAAUGGUUGACCGAGGGCGGGCUCACACCCGAUACCCGAGAAAAGGUCCGCUAUAUCGACUCCCCUACUCUGGCAUAUACCAUGCUCCGCUAUCGCCAAACCCACGACCUAUACCACACUCUCUUCUCGCUCCCGCCUACGCUCCCACACGAGCUCACGCUCAAGGUCGUCGAGCUCGCAAACAUGUCAUUACCCGUCGCGGGCCUUUCGUCUGCAUUUGGCCCGUUCCGGUUGAGUAAUGCCCGAAGGGGCGUAUGGCUGAAGGAUUGGGCACCCUGGGCGCUGAGAGUAGGCAGGGAGGGGAAGAGUCUGGUAGGUGUGUAUUGGGAGAAGAGGUGGCAGCAGGGGUUAGGGGAUUUGAGGCGGGAGUUGGGGGUCUAUAGGAAUGAUCAGUAUGGGGUGGAGAGUAGGUGGAAGGGGUAUCGUGAAUUGAGGGAGAGGGAGAGAACGUUGAGGAGGGAAGGUCAGUGGGUGGACGAGCCAGAAGCAUGGUAG
This is a messenger RNA of Dioszegia hungarica, 849 nucleotides long. Its product is annotated as coenzyme Q biosynthesis protein Coq4-domain-containing protein. The record is from RefSeq and is a predicted model, not a curated record. Gene Ontology annotation, cellular component: mitochondrial inner membrane; mitochondrion. The coding region runs from base 1 to 849 and encodes 282 amino acids. Lineage: Eukaryota; Fungi; Basidiomycota; Tremellomycetes; Tremellales; Bulleribasidiaceae. Gene Ontology annotation, biological process: ubiquinone biosynthetic process. The transcript has 3 exons.